GUUUAUACAUAGCAUCAUCAAUUAGUGAUAGUGAUACAAAUAAUCAAGCAAUGGCAUCAAAGAUUGAAAUGGAGGUUGAGUUGAAAAGUGAAGCAGAAAAGGUUUGGAACAGCAUGAGGGAGUCCACUACUCUCUUCCCCAAAGCCUUGCCUCAGCACUACCAAAGCAUCCAAAUUCUUGAAGGCGAUGGCAAGUCCGUCAACUCUGUGCGCCUCGUCACCUAUCCACAAGGAAUAUCACCAGUUUCAAGCAUCAAAGAGAAGAUCGAAGCGGUAGACGAUGAGAAGAAAUUCGUGAGUUACAGUGUGAUAGAGGGCGACAUACUGAAGUACUACAAGAACUUCAAAGGCAGCCUCAGCGUCAGCAGCAGCAGCAACGGCGACAACAAAACUUCACUGAAAUGGACCUGCGAAUUCGACAAGGCCACCGAGGAUACCCCUGACCCGGAUUUCAUCAAGGAAUUUGCCCUCAAAACUUUCCAGGAUUUGGAUGCUUAUCUUCUUGCUAAUUAAUCUCUAUGUUUCUACUUAUGGAAGAAGUAAUGGCUUCAUCGAAGCACUAUAAUAAAUUAUCCAUAAGUUUAAUUAAUAUAUAUUAUUCCCUUUUUAUAUAA
Molecule: messenger RNA, 613 nt
Organism: Salvia hispanica
Lineage: Eukaryota; Viridiplantae; Streptophyta; Magnoliopsida; Lamiales; Lamiaceae
Gene: MLP423
Product: MLP-like protein 423
Biological process (GO): abscisic acid-activated signaling pathway; defense response
Molecular function (GO): signaling receptor activity; protein phosphatase inhibitor activity; abscisic acid binding
Source: RefSeq, a predicted model, not a curated record